This is a messenger RNA of Kazachstania africana CBS 2517, 1518 nucleotides long. RefSeq names its product Rqt4p (gene RQT4). Bases 1 to 1518 code for a protein of 505 amino acids. The record is from RefSeq and is a predicted model, not a curated record. Gene Ontology annotation, cellular component: nucleus. The transcript has a single exon. Gene Ontology annotation, biological process: regulation of DNA-templated transcription. Lineage: Eukaryota; Fungi; Ascomycota; Saccharomycetes; Saccharomycetales; Saccharomycetaceae. Gene Ontology annotation, molecular function: zinc ion binding.
AUGACCAAAGUGCAGGCAGUUGAAUAUGCGCUAAGCCAAAUUCCCCAAAUAUUACCUUUGGAGGAGAGUGAAGUUAGAACUCUUAUCGACCAAAAUUUAAGUACUAAUAAAGAUCCCGAAUCAAUUGCAGAAAGCUUUCUUGAUGUCUUAGGUCAUGGCGAUCUUUCAUUCCAAUUCGUCUUCCAUUUUAAUGAACUGCUUAAUCAAGAAGAACCUAAAGAAAAAAUUGCAAGUGGCAUAAUUCAAAACAAUCAAGGACACCUUGAAAGGGAAAGACAUGAGCAACCGACAACUGAAUCGACGCCCGUGGUAGAGCCACCUAAAAUAAACGAAACGAUAGCGGUAAAGAGAGCUCAGAAGAAGGCAUCUAAGCCAUUAUCUAGCAAGCAAGAAAAAUUAAAAUCCUUGGAAGAGAUUAGCGAUGCAGUGAAUCUUCUAACAGUUACGCGGCCGGCUUCAAAUGCAGCAGAAUAUAAAUGCUCUUGUCAAGGCAGAAGACAUCCUAUUUUCACAGUGGCACCAAAUUGUCUCUCAUGUGGAAAAGUCAUUUGUGCACGAGAGGGACUUAAUUUAAACAACUGUACUUUUUGCGGGGCAGAGUUGAUACCAAUCGAAGAAAGGCUGGAGCUAAUCAAACAACUAAACUUAGAAAAAGAUGCACUGAAUAAGAAUGAUACUGGAAACAGAGAAAUUAAGAAAAAAACGAAGAAGAAGACUUAUAAGAUCUCAUCUGGUAUGGGUAAAAAUCUUUUCAAUGAGCAGGAUAAAUUGUUUGACUUUAUCGAGAGAGAAAAGGAGAGAGAACGUAGAAGAGAAGAAGUCUUACGAGAUAAGGAAAGCUUGGAAGAUUCACAGAGGGAAACAUAUGAAAAACUAGAUGCAUUGGAAAUCAAUGAUAAAGCUGAUCAAGAAUUGAAAGCUGCACAAGAAAGGCUAGAAAAUUUAUUACAUUUCCAAGAUACAUCUGCAGAACGUACCAAGAUUAUUGACAAUGUCAGCGAUUUUGAUAUGUCUGCUGACGUUGGAUUAUGGGGAAAUGCAAGAGAAAGAGCAUUGAUGCUGAAAAAUCAGCAAAGAAAUUUGAAGAAGUGGGAAAAAUUAGAAAGCGAGAGGAAUGGCCGGCGUGACAAGUACGUAGUCAGUCUGAACUUGGGAGUUGAUGGAAAAGUCACAAUGACUGAAGCUGUUAAAGAUAAUGAUAAUGUACGUGCUAACUCCGACGAUGACUUGGAAAAUAUUUCAGAUGAGGAAGAUCUAAGUCAUUUGAAAGAUAUAAAGACCUAUAAGGACCAAAUAAAUUCCGAAAAAACUUUACAAGACAGAAUCCUUCAAUCCAACAUUUGGGAUCUUGAAAAAGACAAAAAGCAAUUCGAGAGACCUAUAUAUGUUGAUGACGAAGACACUGUGGAGAACAAUGGAAAGGAACUUGAGGAAAUGAAUACGCCGUUGAAACAAAGAGUUCAAAUAUCUAAAAAUGAUAGUACUUCAUUGGAAGAGAAUAUUCUUGCAGUCCUAUGA